Molecule: messenger RNA, 1440 nt
Organism: Daucus carota subsp. sativus
Lineage: Eukaryota; Viridiplantae; Streptophyta; Magnoliopsida; Apiales; Apiaceae
Product: probable protein phosphatase 2C 25
Exons: 4
Coding region: 72-1184 (370 amino acids)
Biological process (GO): peptidyl-threonine dephosphorylation
Molecular function (GO): cation binding; protein serine/threonine phosphatase activity
Source: RefSeq, a predicted model, not a curated record
UUUGUUCUCCAUUCAAACAAACAAAAUAACAUUCAUAAUCAACCAUCUCAACAAUUAUAUAUAUCACCGCCAUGCCGGUCGCCGUAGCUUUAUCAAACUCGCCGGUUUUUUCGCCGUCACACAGACUCUCCCCGAGCUUCUGCACGCCGUCAAUGAAUCUCAACGUCUCUCUCCAAACGACGUCACCUCCGCCGUUAUCGCCGUUAGGUUUCCGUUUACAGAAAUCUCAAUCGCAAUCGCAAUCGCAAUCGCCGGUGUGUAAGUCGCCGUCUUCUUCGGUGAUUUUGAAGCGGAAGAGGCCGUUGAGGAUUGAGAUUCCGGUGGCGCCGGUGAUUGUUCCGGCCGGCGAAAAAAUCGAGGCGGCGGAGAGAGUAGAUGAGGUGGAGAUUGAAGGAGAGGAAUACGCUGUGUAUUGUAAGAGAGGGAGAAGAGGUCAAAUGGAGGAUCGAUACUCAGCUGUUGUUGGACUCGAAGGUGAUUCUAAACAGGCUUUUUUUGGUGUGUUUGAUGGACACGGAGGUAAUAAAGCAUCAGAAUUUGCAUCAAAAAACAUGGAGAAAAAUAUAAUGGAUGAAGUGAGAAAAGGAAGUGGAGAGGGAAUUGAAGAAGCGGUCAGGAAGGGGUAUCUUGCAACCGAUGCAGAGUUUUUAAAGGAGGAGAGUAGUGGUGGUGCUUGUUGUGCAACAGCAUUGAUACGGAAUGGAGAACUUGUUGUCUCAAAUGCUGGUGAUUGUCGUGUUGUGAUGAGCCGAGGAGGAGUUGCUGAAGCACUUACGGUUGAUCACCGUCCUUCAAGAAAAGAUGAAAAAGAACGGAUCGAAAAAUUGGGUGGAUAUGUUGAUUAUUGCCAUGGAGUUUGGAGGAUACAGGGGUCUCUUGCGGUAUCAAGAGGAGUCGGAGAUAGGAGUCUCAAACAAUGGGUGAUAUCUGAACCAGAAACAACAGUAUUAUGCAUUGAACCUAACUGCGAAUUCUUAAUCCUCGCAUCUGAUGGACUUUGGGACAAGGUAAAUAAUCAGGAGGCAGUGGACGUUGUUCGCCAUUUGUGUGUUGGCACCAAUAGAAAUGACGCGUUUGCUGCAUGUAAAAAACUCGCCCACCUUUCAGCUACUAGAGGUUCGACUGACGAUAUUAGUGUCAUGGUCAUUCCAUUACCUCAUUUUUGCUUGCCAGUAAGAAGUUAAACUUUGGGCGUUGCAUUAACCUAACUGGCAACUUUUGACUGCGCUAGAGAAAUGAAAAGAACAAGCUUGCAGGGUAGAUGGAGAAAUUGGCCUAACAGUACUUGUAUUCGAUUGAUAUGUAGCUCAUUUCUGCAUUGAUGCUGGUUGUCUUUUAACAGCAAAUAAGAUGCUAAUAAUAGGCUCUUGUCUGAAUUUGACCCUGCAACAAGGGGUGAUAGAACACUAAAGCUUUAUGAAUAUACUUAGUUUCCGUAAA